GCCGAUAUAGAAAGCGUCACAAUCCCAGCAGCUGGCUUUGUAUACGACUUUAGAUUUUUGCGAGCGAUUUAAACGAUCUUUGUAAGGAAAAAAAGAACUUAACUCGGCACGUGUUCUGAAGAAUCAACCUAAGAUUGACGAAACCAAAAAAUUUAUUAACACAAGAUUUAGGACGGCGUUUAAAAACUUCGCUUCGGAAACCUAAAUAAGGAAACACAAGGAUUACAUCUCUCUUGGGAACCGUGGUAACAGUUUCGGAAGGUCUGUUCCUAUGCUUGUUUAAGACAUCAUUCAUACUUAAGGAAAUUGUGCCUUUCGGGUAACCAUUUAGAAGCAGUGUUUUCUUUAAAUGUGUUAUGUUUGUUGCUGCUGUUUGCAUCUUAUUUCGGCAAAAUUAUAUGCCUAAACUGUGGCAUGUUGCGUGACAUGCCCUUAUUUGUCAAACCCGUAUUCAGAGAUUCCCGGAUGGCCGAAAAGUGUGAUCUUCCCGCCAUGAAAAGAUGGUCUCUCCUUUCUUGUGUCUGUUAAGUGCUCUCUGGCAUAUUGAUAGAUACACAAUGUCCUUAAUUUAAACCGUACCCUUUAACAACAAGUACUGCGUCAUUAUCCGGUAUAAAAAUGGGGAACACGCUACGUUUGACCUGUAAUGCCCCUGGCAAACAUGUGCGUAAGCAAUGUCCCUCAAACCAUUCCUCACGUGAUCUAAAGUAAAGCACUCGAAAAGAUUUCAGGCAGAAUCGCAUCGUUUUGUGACGUAUGACAAGACUGUUUCAUUCGAAACGCCGGCCCUGAAAGCUCGAAGGCAAAAUGGUAUCUCGCAAACACGAUGAUGAACUCUCUCUAAUCCCCGAUGAACACGCAGAUGCAAAGAACGCUAUCUCAAAAUAUCGUUUGAGGGAACCAGCAUCAAGAAGAAAAAGAUAUCUUGUUGUUCUUUGUAUUUUAUUUGUGGAGCUUUGUGAGCGCCUCACAUUCUAUGGCGUGACAGUGAAUUUGGUGUUUUAUUGUAAAGAUGUCCUCAAGCUUGCCUCGCCGUUACCCAGUACGAUCACUUUGGCAUUUCAAGGAACAUGUUUCUUCACUCCUAUAAUCGGUGGUUGGCUGGCUGACACAUUGAUUGGACGAUACAACACCAUAUAUGGAUCCUCGUUGCUUUACGUCGCUGGCACCGCACUCCUUACAGCCACUACCUAUAACUACCCACCCGCCCACGCUCUGAGUAUUUCAAGUAAAGAAGGAUUCCUUGCUGUUUCACUCAUCCUUAUUGCCUUGGCAACAGGUGGAAUCAAGGCAAACGUGUCUCCAAUGGGAGCAGACCAACUACAGGAUGAAGGAGAAGAGAUGGUGCGAAAAUUCUUUGACUGGUUUUACUGGUUUAUUCAGGUUGGGUCGCUGUUUGCCUAUACCGUUGUGGCGUACGUCCAACAAGAGGUCUCGUUUUUCUAUGGUUUCCUAAUAACCUCAGUCUCUAUAGCUUGUGCAACAAUUCUUCUACUGAUCGGAAGAAAGCACUACAUUUUACACCCACCACAAGGAAGUUACCUGGCAGAUACCCUCCGCAUCAUUGGUGGAGGGCUGAGGGACAAAUUCUGCUGUAAGAAGAAUCCAUCCUCGACCCACUGGCUGGAUGGAGGUAAAGAUUCUCUUGGAGGAAAGUACUCUCAUGAAAUGGUAGAGGGUGUUAAGUCAGUAGUUCGGUUGCUUCCAAUAUUCCUAACCUUUAUAUUCUAUUGGACAAUAUUUGGUCAGGGUCUCACCACCUACCUCAUGCAAGGUUCUUACAUGAAUUUAAAAAUCACAGAGAAACUCUCAUUUCCUGCAGCGUCACUCUCCUUGUUCGAAAUAGUGUCCUUGUUGAUUCUCAUUCCUCUCAUUGACCGAGUUGUGUACCCAGGCCUUCUUCGUAUUGGCUUCAACUUCACCCCAUUGCGCAGAAUCGGUGUCGGAAUGCUCUUCGCCGCUGGCUCGGUGGUUGUCGCAGGAAUUAUUGAAGUUGAACGAAAACAUGGCCACGGCAGAUUCGAACAAGAUGUCUUCAAUAAAACAGUAAACGCAUCCACCAUGAGUGUGUUUUAUCAAGUGCCUCAGUACGUUCUGCAAGGAACAAGUGAAGCGUUGGUAUCUGUGACAGGUCUUGAGUUUGCCUAUUCCCAGUCCCCCUCCGACCUGCGUGGCGUAGUGAUGGGUCUGUGCCUGGCUAUGAUUGGCUUAGGAUAUUACGUGGCAGGUCUGUUGGCUUCCAUUGUCAAGAAAGCUUCAGAUAGCAAGUGGUAUCCUGACGACCUCAACGAUGGCACGCUUGAGGAUUACAUGUUCCUCUUAGCUGGUCUUAUGCUGAUCAACGCGGCUGUGUUUCUUUUCUUAGCAGUUAGAUAUCGAUAUGUUGACCAUGCGCAUCAAAACACCCCAGAAACUGAAAACCAUGACGACCGCGAAAGAAGUCGCAACAGAGGAGAACCAGACUCAUAAUAACUAGUCUAAUAAUUAGUGCGUAAAAGGAUUUUUUAAGAUAUCCGGAACUGAAUCAAAUCCACCUUGAUUAUUAUCCUGGUUAUCAAGAGAAACCAAAUUUUAGUCGAUAGAGCGCUUUUCACUUGAUUGACGUAAGUACUUCGCUUUUGUAUUGUUUUCACUUUACUACGCUUUGUGAUUGGUUUAAAAUUCUCGCGCCACUUUCUCACCCAAUCAGAAGUAAAACCAAACCAAUCGCCUCACUCGCCUCGUACACGUUUUCCCGCGCUUUGUGUCGGCCUCGUGUAUUUGGUUCAAGUUUUCAUUGGUUCUCUGGAUUGUCUGUGUUAUUUGUGAUUGGCCAGAGGGAUUUUUUUUUUCCAACACUCAAUUGA
Molecule: messenger RNA, 2846 nt
Organism: Orbicella faveolata
Lineage: Eukaryota; Metazoa; Cnidaria; Anthozoa; Scleractinia; Merulinidae
Product: solute carrier family 15 member 4-like
Biological process (GO): oligopeptide transport; transmembrane transport
Cellular component (GO): membrane
Molecular function (GO): transmembrane transporter activity
Source: RefSeq, a predicted model, not a curated record